CUCACCAUGUGUUCACUGUUCAGUACAAUGUAGAGAGAGAAAAAGAAGGUAGCUAACAGAAAGAGACCACAAAAAUAACCAUUGAGAGAGAGAGAGAGAGGAUGAAAGAGUACAGUGUGAGUAAACCUCAAUGUGAGCAUGCUUUUUAUUUGUCUGCUAUAAUCACCACUUUUUUUCUUUAACAAUCAUCACCACCACCUCCGUUAGCACCACCGACACCACCGGUCGCCGCCACAUUGUCUGGUUUGUUGAUGUGAUGAGAUGUGUUUAAUCUCAUUGUUGCUGAUGCGUUCCUGAGACAUUUUAUUUUCUUUUUGAGUUUUUGUUUUGGAGUGUUGGAUCUUUGUUCAGAGUAUGGGGAGUAUAUCUUCUGAUGAAGGCUCUGAUCAGCAGAGCGAGAGAUGUGGUAGUUAUAGUUUGAGUGCUGACGUUAGCGAAUCAGAGAGUUGUAGUAGUUUCUCGUGUCGGCGGUUUGAUGGUGAAGGUGCUUCUUGCUCUUUGACUUCGUCUCCUCGUCCUGCGGUAGCCUCCAGUUUCUGUUUUCAGUCUCCGGUGUUGCUGCCGGUGGUUGGAGGAAAGGACAUGAUGAUUUGGGACGUCAAGCCUGAGAAACGGGAGAUGGAUUUGUCUGAAGUUGAAAUGAUGAAGGAGAGAUUUGCUAAGCUUCUGUUGGGAGAGGACAUGUCUGGAGGUGGAAAAGGAGUCUGCAGUGCACUUGCCAUUUCAAAUGCCAUCACAAAUCUUUCUGCAACUGUGUUUGGUGAGCUGUGGAGGUUAGAGCCAUUGGCUCUACUAAAGAAAUCAAUGUGGCGCAGAGAAAUUGAAUGGCUCUUAUGUGUGAGUGAUUCAAUAGUUGAACUUGUUCCUUCAAUACAACAAUUUCCUGGUGGAGGCACCUAUGAGGUCAUGGCAACUCGACCACGAUCAGAUUUAUACGUGAAUCUCCCUGCACUGAAGAAGCUUGAUGCUAUGUUGAUUAGCAUGCUUGAUGGGUUUUGUGAAACAGAAUUCUGGUAUGUUGAUCGGGGAAUAAUUGUGGCUGAUGGUGGUGAUUGCGGUGCUUAUCCAUCAAGUAAUUCUAGUGGGCGACCUUCAAUUAGGCAGGAGGAGAAAUGGUGGUUGCCUUGUCCAAAAGUACCAUCAAAUGGGUUGUCUAAGGAUGCCAGGAAAAGGUUGCAGCAGUGCAGGGAUUGCACAAACCAGAUCUUAAAGGCAGCCAUGGCAAUCAAUAGUACUGUGCUUGCUGAGAUGGAGAUACCUAGUGUAUACUUAGAGAGCUUACCUAAGAGUGGAAAAGCUUGCCUCGGAGAUAUCAUCUACCGCUACAUAACUGCUGAGCAGUUCAAGCCGGAAUGUCUUCUUGAUUGCCUAGACCUCUCAACUGAGCAUCACACUCUGGAAAUAGCUAACAGGAUUGAGGCAGCAGUGCAUGUCUGGAAGCAGAAAGACAAUAAAAAGCUGACACGUCACUUGAAAGCUAGCCAUUCAUCAUGGGGUGGCAAGGUCAAGGGCCUUGUUGCUGACACCAAAAAGAAUCAUUUUCUGGCCCAACGAGCUGAGACACUCUUACAAAGCCUAAGGAUCCGUUUUCCUGGCCUUCCACAGACAGCAUUGGAUAUGAACAAGAUUCAAUAUAACAAGGAUGUUGGACAGUCCAUUCUUGAAAGCUACUCGAGAGUAAUGGAGAGCUUGGCCUUCAACAUUAUGGCGAGGAUAGAUGAUGUUCUUUAUGUAGAUGACGCCACCAAGUCUGCUGCAGCAGAAUCAAUGUCCCUAUUCAAUAGGAACGGUUUGGGUGGUAUUCCAAUCCAGAAGCGAAUGUCUCCUAGCCCCUUCUCCAUCCAACACAGCCCCUUUGCCUCUCCAUUUGCAACCCCAACGUUUUGUUCUUCCACUCCAGUGGGUGGAAGCCCAGGAAGGGUACCAUCCUCUUUUAGAAAGAACAAUGCUAAGGAAGCAUCUGAUCAGAAAUUGGAGAAACCAUGCCCAGCUGAGUUUGAGAAGGUUUGGUCAUACACCGGCAACCUAAGUGCAAGAAGAGUUUCUGGAGAUGCCCCUGAACGAGAUUGACUUUUCAAAGAAGUCACCAUCUCAAACUAGGCCUAGUCUCAUAGAUUUGCCAUGUACCUUAUGGCUGUCGGGCCUUAGACUUGGUAUCUAACGUUGUAUAUUCUUUAGCAAUAGAAGAUCAAAUAUCAAAUUCUAAAGUUUUGAUCA
Messenger RNA from Manihot esculenta (cassava), 2217 nucleotides. RefSeq names its product rop guanine nucleotide exchange factor 1. Gene Ontology annotation, molecular function: guanyl-nucleotide exchange factor activity. The record is from RefSeq and is a predicted model, not a curated record. The transcript has 5 exons. The coding region runs from base 355 to 2070 and encodes 571 amino acids. Lineage: Eukaryota; Viridiplantae; Streptophyta; Magnoliopsida; Malpighiales; Euphorbiaceae.